Molecule: messenger RNA, 2623 nt
Organism: Tuber aestivum (summer truffle)
Lineage: Eukaryota; Fungi; Ascomycota; Pezizomycetes; Pezizales; Tuberaceae
Source: the annotation of a GenBank genome assembly
UUUUCACUGCACCGGAUCAUACAUACUUUCAUCAUUUCCGCCCUUUUUCAAUUUUUUUUUUUUGGUUGAGCUAAGUUUGUCACUGCUUCGCUGUGCCUGUUUGUCCUCAUUGCAUCCAACGAACCCUCGAGAAAUUUAUAACACCAAGCUUCCAUCUGCCCGGUCUUGUUCAUAUUUUGACUACAUUCUCUUUUUUUCUUCUUCCUUUUGUUCCCUCUUUUCUCCUCCCCUCCUCAGGCCAUACACGCCUUUAGAUCAAUUGAACAGGAAGCCGGACGGUUCACUACAUAAAGUUACAUGAACACAUCCGGGUCGUCUUCUGGUAUUAUUCUACCGACUAGUAACGGCCGUGGUUGUGGAUUAAGUACGCUGGGUAUCCCCCAUUUCUUGUCCUUAUAAUAUCUACCGUUAUGAAUUAUAGAGAGCACGAGGAGCCGUUGCUGGGUUCCAAGAUGAAUCCUGGUUAGCUUUGCCUUUCCCUACCUACUCUAGUCUUUGUAGUGAGGGUUUGCGGUUGACAUUGACUUUUUCGGUUAGGCACCACGGAUGUCGGGCCGGAAGCCUUGAGGUUCCCGCAGGCUAUUGCCCAUAGAGGGUGAAUACUUGGCUCCCCCACAGCAAUUUUGUUGUCCGCACGAUUGACUGACGGGAGAAUUGGGGACAGGUUUAGAGCUCAGUUUCCGGAGAACACUUUGACAGCUUUUGAAGGAGCUGUGAAGGCUGGCGCUCAUGCUAUUGAGACCGGUCAGUUUACCUGGAUCAAGCUACGGGAGGUAUGAUCACUAAGAUUUGUGGUGAAAAUUUAGAUCUGCAUUUGUCAAAAGAUGGUGUGGUCAUGAUAUCUCACGUAUGUCUUGGUUCGAAUCACGAGCAGAGAUAUAUGGGCCCGGAUUACUAACUCGGUUACUAAAGGAUGCAACCCUGAAACGGUGUUUUGGCGUUGAGGGAAAACUCAUUGACUGCGAUUAUUCAUAUCUUAAGGCUCUACGGACAUUGGAGGCUCCACAUGUUCCUAUGCCGACACUGAAGGAAGUCCUCGAGUUUAUGUGCCAACCAGCGGUUCUGGACUUGUGGCUAUUGCUGGAUAUAAAGGUGGACAAUGAUGCCGAAGACAUCAUCAGAGAGACCGCUUCUGCAAUCCAUUCAGUGAAUCCAAGCCGAGAUUUCUGGGCGAACAGAAUAGUCCUUGGAUGCUGGACACUAAAUUUUUUACAAGUAUGUGGGCCUUCUGCCCACAACUGGGUUUGGUUUUGUUAGGAUUGGUUUUGCUGACAAUGUGUACCAGCUUUGUGACUAUUACUUACCGGGGUUUCCAAUCACUGUACGCUUGAAAACUCUAAAUCGCUAUUCUAUAAGGCCUAUUUGAGCCAUUACUAACAGUUUUUUUUUGGCGCGAGGGCAGCACAUUGGGUUUUCGAUUCCUUAUGCAAGGGAGUUUCUCAAACAUCCGGGAGUUUCGUUCAAUCUUUUCCAUGCAGUCCUUUCCGGCAGGAAAGGCGCAAAGUUCAUGAAAGAUGCCCGAGCGGCAGGAAGGGAGAUCUAUGCGUGGACCGUGAACGACGAGCAAACCAUGAGGUAUACAACAAAUCUCUCCACAGCCUUCUUCUCCAAGCUACUUUUGGCAGGAAUACAGUUUGAGCUUACUUGCUGUGGGUCGGUUGAUUAGAUGGACGAUUCGCAAUGAAAUCGAUGGUAUUCCCCCUUCUCCUCCACUGCUUUCUCCCUUGCCGUUUCGGGAGCACGACCUAACGAUUAAAUAGCGAUCUGCACUGAUGACCCUAUCAAAUUUCUUGGGUAAUUUUUCUCUCCCCUGUUUCCCUUAAUGUGAUGUGACCGAGCUUUGUCGCUUACGAGAUGUUUCUAUGCGUUCAGCAUCUGUGACGGAUACCCAGGCGGUUGCUCUACAGGUUAUCUGGCUCUUCAAAGAACUUGGCAGAUUCCGAUCAUGCAGUUAUUUGCUUGGUUUAUAUCCAUCGGCUUCCGAUGUCGUUACCGAUUUAAGCCGAAAAACAAGAAUGGGUCCUUUCCCUGAGCAUACUUGUCAACAAUUAUUUUCCAUAAAAUGGGGGUAUCAUAUUAGCGUUUGUGUUCUUUUCAUUCCCGUACUUAUAUGAUUCUAUGCACAUAGGCUUUUUGUUUUGGGAGGGAAUUUUUGCAAGUCUCAGGUGUUUUGUUUGUGUGUUAUUUUUUUUAUGGAUUUCUUCUUUAUCUUCGGGCACGGGUUUUAUAUUGGGGUUUAGUGCAAGCACUAGCACACAAACCCAUUGCGCAAUACAGACGGGCAAGAGGAAAUGGUGAAAGCUUAGAGCUAUCUGGCUGUAUAAAGGGGAUUGAAAAAAAGUAAGAGGUAUGAUAUCAUGUCCACAACACCCAGCCGUAGUCUACCGGUAUAAGGGCUGAAGUUACCGCUAUUGGCACUAAAAUAGAAGGCAAAGGAGAAUUUACUUCAAGUUAGGUGAGACUUGUCUUGGACUUUUUUUUUUCUUUUUUUUCUUUUCUGCUGUGAAGUGUUGGUGGUUUAUUUGUUUGCCUUCUUGCUUGCUUCCGACUAAGUUAAAUAGUCUAAUACCGUAGUACCGGAAUAAUAUUAUAAUAAUAAUAUUACAAUAUUAUUAUCCUUUAG